AUGAGGAGAGACCAGGGGAGUGAGCUCCAGUGUGGAGGAGAUCAGCAGCUGCACUCAGCGGCAGCGAGAGCAAGGGGCGGAGCCAGGGCGGGCUCCGAGAAAGCCGGCAACACAACCGGCAGCAGUGCUGGCGGUGGGACCGGCUCCGACGCUGUCAGCAGCGCCGGUGAGGAAGCCAGCUGCAUUGUAGGCAGCAGAGCCGGUGGAGGAACCGGCGGCGUCUGGAGCAGCAGAGCCAGGGAGGAAAUUGACGGCAUUGCAGACAGCAGAGCCGAGGAAGGAACCGGUGGCAUCCUGAGCAGCAGAGCCGGUGGAGGAACCGGCGGCGUCUGGAGCAGCAGAGCCAGGGAGGAAAUUGACGGCAUUGCAGACAGCAGAGCCGAGGAAGGAACCGGUGGCAUCCUGAGCAGCAGAGCCGGUGGAGGAACCAGCUGCGCUGCAGGCAGAAGGGCCAGCAAGGGAACCGGCCGCAUUCCAGGCAGCAGAGCCGGUGAAGAAAUCAGCAGCCAGAUUAAGGAAGGAGCCGAGGCGGAAGGACUGGGCUGGCGACCCUGA
Messenger RNA from Alligator sinensis (Chinese alligator), 555 nucleotides. Its product is annotated as circumsporozoite protein-like. The coding region runs from base 1 to 555 and encodes 184 amino acids. The transcript has a single exon. NCBI's taxonomy places the organism in Eukaryota, Metazoa, Chordata, Crocodylia, Alligatoridae. The record is from RefSeq and is a predicted model, not a curated record.